ACGAAAAAAUAAACAAUGUUAGAAUUUCUGUAUUCUGUAAUAUACAUAGAUUCCGCUAAUACUGUGUGCGUAUACAUGCAUAUACCUUUAUGGUUCGAGAGUCAUUUAUUCGAAAAGUAUACGUGUUUUUUUUAUAACUUAGAACGUACUGAUACUUGUGCGUCAAAAUAUUUAAACAUGAUGCGAUGACAACAACUGAAAUACGAGAAGAGAAUUUUAAAAACGUUUACGGACACGUGAGACUCAUAAAUUUACGCACAAGUAUGGCGGAGGCUGAAUCGAGGAUGACCGAAAUAGUGCGAAUAUAGCCGAAGGCACGCAUGAGCGAGAAAGAGCGUAAACUCAAGGAUCUGAGAAAGAGUGAGAGAAAUAAUGAAACGCUAAAGUACACAAAUGUUCUGGAACGUAACCACAAAGGUUUUAGAAUGCGACCACGACGAGAAAUAGAGAAUUUUCGCAAUAAUUACUAUGACACAAAUUCAGAGUCCCCAAAUGAAAAUUUAUUAAGACUGAUCAAAGUUGAUAAAAAUACAAGUUUUAAUAAACUUGUUCAAGUAGAAGAGUACAACUCUACAAGUAAUUGUUUAACGUGUUCUGCAUGUUUGGGAAGUAAAAUGUCUGAUGAUAAAGCAGAAGGUAUAGAUGAAGAAGAGGAAGAGACAGACGAAGAUGAAUUAAGAGAUGAUGAAGAAGAUCAAGAAGAAAGAGAUGACAUCGAAGAUGAAGAAGAAGAAGAAGAUGACUAUGUUACACGCUUAAAAAAUUCAGUUUUUCAAGAGAAAUUAAAUGACUAUAUGGAACAGUUUAAAAUACAAACAGAUGAUAUUGUUCAAACAGAAACAGAUGAUACAAAAUUAGGAAUACAUGAUAUGUUUGAAUCUAUAGAAAAGCCUGUUCCAGUUAGACGCAGAAAUUCCAGAAGGAACUCAAUCCUUCCUGGAUCUGAAAUGUGUAAUGAAAUAUUAGCUUUUAAUGAUAACCUUAAAUCCAAUCAAAACCAAAUGUUGACUAACAAAAUACUAGAAUAUCCUACUGCAGACAUUGUACAUAAUUGUAUCCCUGAACCAAUAGCGGAACAAAAUCUACCAAAUGAUAAGAAUAAUUCAACAGAUUUGUUAAUCGAUGUUCUCGAGACAAAAAAAUUACCUGAACCCAUGAAGGAAUUGAAGAUUUUGAUGUCCAAUAACGAUGCAAAGCAAACUCAGGUGAAAAAAAUUCAAUUAAGUUUAGACGAGGCUCAGAAACAUAUGAAAGAGCUUCAAUCAACCGCUAAGAUUAGGCUUUUUAUGAUGGAGGAUUUAGCAAAGAAUGAGAACACACUUGCUAAAGCCACUGCAAAGUUUCAACAUAAACGAUCUGAAUUAGAGAAACGAUGUUCUCAAACAGAAUCAAAGAUAUCUGAAGUAAAAUCUAGACCUGAUUAUGACUUCUUUUUCAAAAAGCCCCUCUUAAAAAAGAAAAUUGAGUUGUACAGAAACAGGACAGUUUAUUACAAGAACCGAUUGAGGGAUAUCGCAAUGAUACAUCAAACUGCACUCGAAUCAUUUAAAAACAGUACAAAAAUUUGGAAGUCGCUGAAUGCCUCUACAGAAGAAAUGAUUAAUCUAAAGAGGCAACUGAUUACAGAGGUAGAACGUAAACAACAGUUAGAAGAAGAACUUGCAGAAGAUCAAAAGAAAAUUCAUGAACUAGAAGAAAAAUAUAAUUUAACUGCUUUUAAGCUUAAAGAAAUACAAUCGGAUAGCGAAGAUGGAAAAGAUAAAUCAAAAGGUAAUUAUCCUGACAAGAAGAAAAAUUUAUUGGAUGUCAGUGCAAGAAUUACACAUCUUGACAUUGUUUUAAAAGAGAAAUCUAUAGAUCUGGAAAGAACAGCAGACAUAGAUGAAAAGGAAGCCCUACGAAAUGAAAUUCAAAACUUAAGACGUACCAGAGACUGUUUAGUUGAUGAGAAAUGUGAUCUUGAUGAAAAGUUUCAAAAAGAAAAAGCCUUGUCAACUGUAGAAGAACGAAAAUUAUUAGAAUGUGGUGAGACUAUUGAGGCUAUAGAUGCCAUGAUUGAACACAAAAAUGAGAUGAUCUGUGGAAGAAAAGGUUUUGAUGAAAAUCAAGCACAGCGAGAGAAAGGAGAGAGAAUGUUAAUGGAAAGACUGGCAAAACUAUCAGAUGGUGAAAUGAAAACAUUAUUUUAUAAGUAUUUCUUAAAAGUAAUUGAUUUAAAAGAAAGUUCAAAGAAUCUUGAAGUUCAAGUAGCCGAAUUAGAAAGUCAUAUAGAAACACAAAAAUGGGAAAUACAAACUAUUACUAAUGCAUUGAAGCAGACAAAAUUAGAAGCUGAAAGAAGAAUUGUUUUAAUGCAAAGAAAAUAUGAACAGAAAUUGCUUGCAAUGUAUAGACACAUUGGAGAAGAAACAAGUAGCUCUGGACCUGAAACAUUAGAUACAGAUACUGAACUAGCUAGACAUGUAGAAGAAAAUGAAAAUUAUCCAUACCCGGUUAGGAUACCACCACCAGCCAAUGCAAUUCAGAGGCCAACAACCAAAGUCACUAAAGAAAGGAAUAAGCUGAUAAUACAAAAAACUACUGGCCGAGAUAAGAGAAGAAAAUAAUUCUGUUAGCAAUUUUUUUAUAUUUAUUAUUUUAUAUCAUUGAAUUGCUGCUCCUAAUCAUGUAGUAACUGUAAUUAAAGUUGCGAGUUGCAAUUUAAUUUUGUUAUAUUCUAUUAACAAUUCUGUAUACUUUUGCAUAUUAAAACAAAUAAAUACAAAUUUAUUUGAAUACA
This is a messenger RNA of Megalopta genalis, 2779 nucleotides long. RefSeq names its product kinesin-like protein costa (gene cos). Lineage: Eukaryota; Metazoa; Arthropoda; Insecta; Hymenoptera; Halictidae. The record is from RefSeq and is a predicted model, not a curated record.